AUGGUACGUGUUGACGGCGAGCACUCGCAGAAUCCCUGUCCCGGCAGCACCGGGCUUUCUCCUGCGCACGCUCCUGUGCCAACUCUAGGGGAGAAGCGGGACGAGGGGUUUCAGUUUCAGUGCGGUAGGAACAUAUCCCAGUUCUCCCAAGGCCAAGUGAAUCCCUCCCUCAGGCUGCCCGUCUACUCUCCAGGAAACAAAGACCUGAAGGGGAACUUUCUGCUCGCGCCCUCCGUCCACAAGGCGGCGCUGUGGCGAGGCCCGCUGGGUACGCGGGGCGGGGCGAUGGGCGGGGCGCGGCGCGGAUCCCCGCGGGACGCGGCGGCAGAGGGUGAGCGGCGGCGCCGAGUCCGGGGGGGCGGGGGAGAGCGGGGCGGCGCCGGCAGAUGGCGGUGGUCGUGCCGUGCGGAGCCGCGCGGCGCGGGCUGGGCCGGCCGCGGGACCGCGGGGAGGCGAGCGGAGGUGAGAAGAAUGAGCCCAGUGCCGGAGGAGCUCAGCCUGGUGCCCCUGCACCAGCACCCCGAGCUGCUGGAGGCCUGUGCCGAGCUGCUGGCUGAGGAGUGGGGCAAGAGCCGGGUGCUGCGGCUGCAUGCACUGCAGCGCUCCUCCGACGCCUUCCCCACCUGCCUGGCACUGCUACGGGCACCAGCCCCUGCCGAGCCCGCCUGCCCCCGUUGCCUGGUGGGACACGUCCGGCUGUCGCGUGUGGCCGGGCAGCCUAGCGGCCUCUUUGUGGAGAGCGUGGUGGUGGCACGGGCACUGCGGGGCAGAGGCUACGGGCGGCAGCUGAUGGAGGCCACCGAGCGCUACGCCCGGGCCCGAGGCUUCCGCCGCCUGCACCUCAGCACUCACGACAAGCAGGAGUUCUACGCCCACCUGGGCUUCGUCCCGGCUGAGCCGGUGCAGAUCGUGCCCUUCCUAAGCCCCGCCAUGCCUGCUGCGGCUCUGCGGGCCUUCGCUGUUCCUCCCAGCCGCAUCGCUGCCGCCCCGGCGGUGCCCGCAGCCCCCCGGCCCCCCCUGCCGCCUCCUGCUGUUCCCCCACCACCCCCUCUGCCACCCCUGUCCCGGGCAAGCGGGGCCCCAGCUGAGGGCGGUGGGCAGAGCCCGCAGGAGAGCCCCCACCGUGAUGCCAGGGGGCUGCCCAUCUUCUGGAUGAAGAAGGACAUUUGAGGCCGCUGGGCACAGCCGGUGAUUAAAAGCGAGCU
This is a messenger RNA of Numida meleagris (helmeted guineafowl), 1205 nucleotides long. RefSeq names its product N-acetyltransferase 6 (gene NAA80). Gene Ontology annotation, biological process: protein acetylation. The transcript is spliced from 4 exons. Gene Ontology annotation, molecular function: N-acetyltransferase activity; acetyl-CoA binding. Gene Ontology annotation, cellular component: cytoplasm. The record is from RefSeq and is a predicted model, not a curated record. Lineage: Eukaryota; Metazoa; Chordata; Aves; Galliformes; Numididae. Bases 1 to 1170 code for a protein of 389 amino acids.